Frankliniella occidentalis (western flower thrips) is the source of this 2279-nucleotide messenger RNA. It is a transcript of the gene RabGGTa, whose product is annotated as geranylgeranyl transferase type-2 subunit alpha. The record is from RefSeq and is a predicted model, not a curated record. The transcript is spliced from 10 exons. Gene Ontology annotation, molecular function: protein binding; Rab geranylgeranyltransferase activity. Gene Ontology annotation, cellular component: Rab-protein geranylgeranyltransferase complex; cytoplasm. Lineage: Eukaryota; Metazoa; Arthropoda; Insecta; Thysanoptera; Thripidae. Bases 110 to 1789 code for a protein of 559 amino acids. Gene Ontology annotation, biological process: protein geranylgeranylation.
GCGUUUGUCAACUGUUCCGGUUCAACAAAAAAACAAAACAUAAGCAGACGAGACGAGUAGUGUUGUCAUUCUACGUUGACAAGGCACGGGCUUUUCGGACAAAUCCAAAAUGCAUGGAAGACUCAAGGUGAAGACAACCAAGGAGCAGGAGGAGGAGAAGCGACAGAAACGUGCUCAGAAAGUCAAGCAGUACAGAGCGGCAUUUGGCAGGAUUGUUGAAAAGAGGCAAGCGGGUGAAAAGGAUGAGGAAGGACUUCAAAUCUCUCAGCAAAUCUUAGAAAUGAUUCCCGAUAUCCACUCGUUAUGGAACUACCGAAGAGAAAUUUUGGAACACCUAAAGGAGGUUGUGAGUGAGGAUGAGCUGCAGAGGCGCUUGGAGUCGGAGCGUUUCCUUACUGAGACGUGCCUUCGUGCCAAUCCCAAGUCCUACUGCGCCUGGCACCACCGUUCCUGGACCAUGGACCACAUGCCCCGCCCGGAUUGGCAGCGAGAGCUCACCCUUUGCACUAAAUUCCUCAGCCUGGACGAGCGCAACUUCCACUGCUGGGACUACCGGCGCUUCGUGGUCCGCCGUGCUCAGGUUCCGGCACAGAAGGAGCUGGACUUCACGGACGAGAAGAUCGCCGUCAACUUCUCCAACUACUCAUGCUGGCACUACCGGAGCAAACUUCUGCCCGUGGUGCAGCCCGACCCGAUGGGUGUGCGCCCUGUCACGGAGGCCAAACAUAAGGAGGAGCUGGAGCUGGUGCAGAACGCGGCUUUCACGGACCCGACAGACCAGAGCGCGUGGUUCUACCAGCGCUGGCUGCUGGGGCGCAGUCGCCCCUGCCAGGCCAUUACCCGCGCCCUGCUCUCGACGGGGAGGUGCUUGGCGACCCUGGUGCACCCAAUCCGCGCGCCGCUCGGUCUCCAGUUCCUGAUUGGGGCCGGGAGGGAACCUCUGGCAGGAACGUGGCGAACCGCUGAUGGGCAGUCUUCCAGCAGUGUGUGGGUGUUCACGCCGACAUUGCCACUGCCCCAACCGUUGCCCGGGCCUGUGUACCUCGGGCUGGAUGUGGACGGGCACAGCGUCACCGCGGAGCUCGAGGUGUCCGCCGACGGCUUGAGCGCGCUGCUCGCCGUGGCCCCAGACUUUGGCGCGCCCCUGUCUCCGGCCCUGUCCUCGGUCAUGCUGGAGGAGUUGGACGCGUGCAAGCAGCUGCUCGAGUUCGACCCUGAUAGCAAAUGGACGUUGCUCACGACGGUGCUGCUGAUGCAAACCAUCGACCGCCACGUGUACGAGGCAGAGACUAUGCACACCUUGGACGAGCUGGUGGAGCUGGACUACCAGCGCGCCAACUACUACAGGGACCUGAGGAGUCGUCUUCUGGUCGAGUACACCUUAGAGCGCCAACGGGGUGACGUCGUGGACCUCACCGGGUUGUCGCUGACUGCCCUCUACCACGCGCCCCUGCUCGCCCUCGUGAAGACCCUUAUCCUCAAUGACAACCACCUGCGAAGGCCCCUCUCCCACCUGGCCGCUCUUCAGUGUUGCGAGUCUCUGUCGCUGGACCGGAAUGAGGUGUCCUCCCUUGCUGGGUGGCCGGCUAUGCCUAGUUUACGCAGCCUCUCGCUACGGGAAAACGCCCUGGAUGAUUUGGAGUGUUUGGCAACCUUGUCUGCCUGUCCCUGCUUACAAAUCCUCGACCUUAGAGGCAAUCCUGUUGCUAAGGGAGACCAAAAAGAAUUCCAGAAGAAGGUGCUUGCGAUCCUGCCUAGCCUGAGCACACUCAAUGGAGAGCAUAUCUAGCCCGCGCUACCAAAACUAGUAUCAACACUAAUUUAUAAGACUAAUUUUCAAAUUGCCUCUACUGUAUUUUUUUGUAAUAAUAAUUGCAUUCCUGUUCUACCGGUGGUGACCGAAAAGCUCCGUCUUCCUUGUAGAUGUACUGUACCGCAUGCACGUGCUCGGGCGGGUUUGCAUAUCCUCUUAAACCAUGGCCGCGUGGCUCCGAGUAUGCUACCCGCCCAAAACGUGUGUUUUCGGUACAGUAUAUCUGAAUUGGAUGAGGAGGAUUUUAAGCCACCUGGUACCUGUGAUUUGUUAAGGAUAUUUAUCGAGGGAUAUCGCUGAGGCAUAUGCCAUAAGUCAUCAGUACACAUGUUAUUUUCUAUCACUGUAGUGAUUUAGGGUAGUGUGAAAUUUAAAACCACCACACGGCUUGUGGUUCCUAAUUACAAUAAUUGUAUUUUUCCAAACUGUUCAUUGAACUAUUGAAUAAAAAUCUGAAAGCAAAGAC